Aegilops tauschii subsp. strangulata is the source of this 489-nucleotide messenger RNA. The record is from RefSeq and is a predicted model, not a curated record. Lineage: Eukaryota; Viridiplantae; Streptophyta; Magnoliopsida; Poales; Poaceae.
AUGUCCGCCCCGCGCCGGACGGAUCCCGCCGCCGCCCGCAGCCAACCACGUCGUGCCACGUGGCCUCCUCCUCCGCCCACCGCCGCCAGCCCGCUCGGCCCGUGUCAGGCCCGCGGGGCCCGAACCACGCGCCGCCGCUCGCCCGCGGGUGCCCCACGCCCGAGCCCGCGGCUCCGCCCGCCGGCGCCGCCCAGCUCCUCCCGCCGACGCGCCCCGCCGCCCUUCGCCGCCGCCCGUUCUGCGCGCCGCCGGCCGGUGAGCCCCGGCGCUCGCAUCGCCUCCCCACGCCCGGAUCCGGCCGCCCCGGGGCCAGAUCCGCCCCUGCCGCCCGUCCCCGUUCGCAGGAGCUCACCGGAGCUUCGCCGGCAUCGCCUCGUCGCCAGAUCCGGGCGGGUGGACGAGAUCCACCCGUCCCAUGAUCCAAACGCGCCUCCGCCCGUCCCGGAUCCCUCCGUCCUGCACCCCCUCGUCCAGUCUUUCGCGGGGUAA